AUGGAUGAAUCUCAGAAACCGAAGACCGUCCAGCGAGAAGUCGCUGAAGAGGAUAUCGUUACGGGGAAAAAGAACAGCAAGGGCAUCAUACUGCGACCACAGCCCUCGAAUGAUCCAAACGAGCCGCUGAACUGGUCGCAAUGGGACAAGUACACAACAUACCUGGUGAUCUGCUGGUUCACAUUUCUGGCGUUCAUGAACUCGUCCGCGUUCACGGUGGCCGUACAGGCGAUCAUCAAGCAAUUCAAGAAGAGCUCGACUGAGGCGAGUUACUUGACAUCAUUGCAGGUGCUCUUCAUGGGUUUUGGCGCCUUGGUCUGGAUGCCCCUGAUCCGUAUUAUCGGGAAGAGGCCAGGCUACCUCGCUAGCCUGGUCUUCCUCUGCGUGACCAACGUAUGGGGUUUUUACUCCACGACAUAUGGGAGCCUCCUUGCCUCGCGCAUUGUCGGCGGGUUUCUCACGGCAGCUGCAGAUGCACCAGUUCCUAGUGUCGUUGCUGAGCUGUUCUUCUUUCACGAGCGAGGCCAUGGGAUGAUGUUUUUCUCCCUGGCCCUCUCCUGUGGUGCCUUUCUAGGGCCCUUGUUCAAUGCGUACAUCACACAGUACCUUGGCUGGAAGUGGAUGUGCGGUGUAAUGGCUAUCGUCUCGGGAGCGACAUUCUUUGUGGCGUUGUUUCUCCUCAAGGAGACUGCAUAUGUCGUAGGGCCAGAGGGCCGAGACCUCGAGGCUCCUGCGUCUGCAUAUGCGCCAAGGAGAAGCUGGCUUGCCUCCCUGGGCUUCACAAUUGGCUACAAUCAGCACGCCUCUUUCUUCGGCUGGGUUGCACGAACUGUGCUGUUGGUCGCAUAUCCACCGGUCCUGAUUGCUGGCCUUAUAUGUGGCCUUUUUAUUGGAUGUAACAUCGCUGUGCAGCUCGUGGCCUCGCAGACCUUUACAGCUGCACCAUGGAACUGGACCCUGCACAGUGUCGGGCUGCUGGCCAUCUCUGGCUUUAUCGGGUCUCUCCUCUCCUUCUUCGCCGGCGGUCGACUUAUCGACCUGAUAGCCACGCGGAUGACGGCACGACGAAGCGAGCAUCCUGAGCCUGAGUUUCGACUGCCAGCUAUGAUCAUCCCAGCAGUCGUGGGUCCCAUGGGCAUGUUGCUGUAUGGGCUGGUCAUUGCGGCCCAGGACAGCUGGGGUGGAGCUGCUGUCGGGUAUGGCAUGGAAGGCUUCGGCGCGACGGCCGCUGCCAACAUCAUUAUUACCUAUGCCGUCGAUGCAUACCGACCUAUUGCGGGCGAGACAAUCGUCAUCGUUUUCAUUGUUCGCAAUGUGAUUGGCUGUUUGAUAUCGACCUACAUCUCCGUGUGGAUCAAGCAGCAAGGUGUGAGACACGCUUUUGGAGAGCUCGUCGGGGUCGCAUAUAUCAUCUUGUCACUUUCUCUGGUGCUGUUUGUCUUCGGGAGGAGGAUCAGAGCCUUCACGGGGCGCUUUGGGCCCAUGGCGAGCGUUGCGUUUCACUGA
Molecule: messenger RNA, 1506 nt
Organism: Cryphonectria parasitica EP155
Lineage: Eukaryota; Fungi; Ascomycota; Sordariomycetes; Diaporthales; Cryphonectriaceae
Product: MFS general substrate transporter
Exons: 5
Coding region: 1-1506 (501 amino acids)
Biological process (GO): transmembrane transport
Molecular function (GO): transmembrane transporter activity
Source: RefSeq, a predicted model, not a curated record